Messenger RNA from Magnolia sinica, 1101 nucleotides. Its product is annotated as disease resistance protein RPM1-like. Bases 1 to 1101 code for a protein of 366 amino acids. The transcript has a single exon. Lineage: Eukaryota; Viridiplantae; Streptophyta; Magnoliopsida; Magnoliales; Magnoliaceae. Gene Ontology annotation, molecular function: ADP binding. The record is from RefSeq and is a predicted model, not a curated record.
AUGGCAGAGAGUGCUGUGAACUUCUUAAUACAAAACUUGGGGCCUUUGCUGGUGGAUGAAGUGCAGUUGUUGAAGGGGGUCGACGAACAAGUUCGUGAACUCAUAAAUGAGUUCGAAAGCAUCAGAUCCGUCUUAAGGGAUGCUGACACAAGGCAAGAUACCAGUGAAGGCCUCAAGACAUGGGUGAAACAAAUAAGAGAAGUUGCUUACGACGUCGAGGAUGUUCUUGACAAGUUCAUGCUUGGCUUAGCACAAGAGCAGAACAGCUCCCAUGGAUUCGUCGAUUCUCUUCAUAGACGCAUCAAGCGGUUGAAGCCGGGCCAUCAGAUUGCAUCGUUGCUACAAGAAAUCAAAACCAGAAUCCGUAAGAUUACGGAGAGAAAAGAUGCUUACGCUCUCAAUGGAAUAGAGCAAGGUUCAAGCUCCAACAACAUGAGUGAUCAAUGGUAUGAUCCUCAAUUGAAUGCUCUUUUCAUUGAGGAAGCUCAUCUUGUGGGCAUCGACAUGCCAAGGAGCCAAUUGAUCAGAUGGUUAAGGAAUGGAGAUUCGAGACUCUCGACGAUUUCGGUGGUCGGGAUGGGUGGCCUAGGUAAGACCACUCUAGUAAAAAAAGUCUAUGAUAGCCAACAGGUAAAAAAACGUUUUGAAACAUAUGCUUGGAUCACCGUCUCGCAAUCGUUCAAACCGGAGGAUCUAUUUAGAAACAUGAUAAAGCAAUUCUUCGAGGCGAAUGAAGAUCUGUCUCCCCAAGGAGUAGAUGCGAUGACACAUGUCGAGCUAAUCCAAGUGCUACGGAGCUACUUGCAGAACAAAAGGUAUGUGCUUGUUCUAGAUGAUGUAUGGGAGGCACAUGUAUGGAAUUUCGUAAGCAAUGCAUUGCCCACUGGUGAAUAUGGUAGCUGGGUAAUGAUCACCACACGCAAAGGUAACGUUGCAUCAUCUUCUUACAUCGGACCCUCCAAUCACAUCUACAACCUUCAGCCUCUGCAUCCAGAAAAUAACUGGUCCCUCUUUUGCAGGAAGGCGUUCCAAUCAAACGAGGAGAACAGCUGUCCUCAGGAAUUGGAGAAGCUUUCUCAAACUUUCGUCAAAAAAUGCUGA